UCGCGGCGGGAAAAGAGCUCCGUCAAGAAACGCGGCGGGGACGCGGGGCUUUGGCGCUGCUGCCGCCGGGAUCCGCGCCGCGCUCGGUGGCCACAUCUCUCAGUCCUGGGGCUUGGCAGAAUGGAGGCCAUGGACACCCCCAGCCCCGUCCCCGCGCUGGCCACGGAGCCACGGUUUGCACAGCGCCUGAGGAAGUAUUUGGAAGAGGAGCAGGUCCUGGAUGGGCGGUACCGGCUGCAGGAGGUGCCAGGGGGCUGUGUGGCCCUGCCUGUGCUGGAGGAGAAGCUCUCUGGGCUGCGGCUGCCCCAGGGGCUGCCCUGCGAGCUGCUCCAGAUCCAGGAGCCGGUGCCCUCCAGGGCCGCCCGCCGGCAGCCACCCGCCCGGAGGCUGCGGGACGAGCUGCAGCGGCUGCUGGGGGAGAGCUGGUCGGAGGAGCUGGAGCAAGACGUGCCCCGCACCUGGCAGCGGCACGGGGACCUGGUCCUGCUCAGCGACGACAGCUUCAGGGCCGCGGCCUGGGAGGAGCUGGGUAAGGAGGAGCAGGGUCUGCCCGCCCGGGCCCUACCCACGCAGCUGCCCUGGCCUUUCCCCGAGCCGGUGCAUUGCAGGUCAGAGGCUGUGGCAGACGGUCGCCUGGGCGCUGGGUGCCCGGCGACUGGCCAGGCAAGGCCGGGUGCUGCCGGACGGGCUGAGGUCGCCCAACGUGACGCUGCUGCUGGGCCAGGACGGCUGGGUGGAGCACGUGGACAACGGCAUCAGGUCAGCAGGAGCCGCGGUGCAGGAUGUGGCCGGAGCCGGGACGGGGCUGGCCUGGCCCUCACCGGCACCACCGUGUCACCCAGGUACACUUUCGAUGUGACCAAGUGCAUGUUCUCGCCCGGCAACAUCACGGAGAAGCUGCGGGUGGCUGCGCUGCCCUGCGCUGGGGAGGUGCUGGUGGAUCUCUACGCAGGCAUCGGCUACUUCACGCUGCCCUACCUGGUGCACGCGGCAGCCGCCUUCGCCCACGCCUGCGAGUGGAACAGCCACGCCGUGGAGGCCCUGCGCAGGAACCUGGUGCUCAAUGGGGUGCAGGGCCGCUGCCGCGUGCACCACGGGGACAGCCGGCAGCUGGAGCUGCAGGACGUGGCGGACCGGGUGAACCUGGGACUGCUGCCCAGCUCAGAAGAGGGCUGGCCAGUGGCCUGCCGCCUCCUGAAGAAGGGCACGGGAGGGGUUCUCCACAUCCACCACAACGUGGAGACUCUCCCCACGCCGGCCCCGCCGCAGAGCCCAGCCCCGCGGGCUGAGGAGGGCGCUCCGGAGGGAGCUGGCUCCGGUGCAGAGGCGCAGCACCCAGGGCAGGACGGCAGGGCCAGGAGCAGAGCGGAGUGGCAGAGGUGGGCCGAAGCCACGGCAGCACGGAUCCGGGGGCUGCUGGCAGAGCUGCACGGGCAGCCCUGGCACACCCGCGUCCUGCACAUCGAGGCCGUGAAGUCCUACGCACCCCACGUGCAUCAUCUGGUGCUGGACCUCGAGUGCCGGCCCCCAGCGCCCCCCUAAGCUGGCCCCAGGCCCACCGUGGCCACGGCUCACACUGAUCUGGGUGGCCGUGAGAUGCCAAGCACUCGGCCUGGAUGCACUUCAUGUGCCCCUGUUCCCAGGUUGCAGCACUGCCCAGCUGCGCCUCUGUGUGCCCAGGGCACUGAGGGAUGGGCAGAGAUCCCUCAGGAGCCAUAUCCUGGCUCAGGAUGGGGUGAGCUGAGGCUGAGAAGCCCCCAAAGCCCUGUUCCAGCCUGCCUGGUGCUGCCUUGGGACAUGUGGCACUUUCAGCCCCUUUUUCACACAGGAAAGACUCAGGAGGCUGAAUGAACCUCAGAUUCCUGCUGGGCUCCGUUUCAGCAGGCCAGGGCAGGCUCUGUGCUUUGUGAUUGUACUGGACACGGGUCUGUUUCUUUCUCAAAGAAAAACUCUCUUUAUAACAAUAAGGACAUUUCUCAC
This is a messenger RNA of Colius striatus (speckled mousebird), 1980 nucleotides long. RefSeq names its product tRNA methyltransferase 12 homolog (gene TYW2). The record is from RefSeq and is a predicted model, not a curated record. The coding region runs from base 121 to 1542 and encodes 473 amino acids. Gene Ontology annotation, molecular function: tRNA methyltransferase activity. Gene Ontology annotation, cellular component: cytoplasm. Lineage: Eukaryota; Metazoa; Chordata; Aves; Coliiformes; Coliidae. Gene Ontology annotation, biological process: tRNA methylation. The transcript has 6 exons.